Molecule: messenger RNA, 1476 nt
Organism: Diaporthe citri
Lineage: Eukaryota; Fungi; Ascomycota; Sordariomycetes; Diaporthales; Diaporthaceae
Exons: 1
Coding region: 1-1476 (491 amino acids)
Biological process (GO): DNA-templated transcription
Molecular function (GO): zinc ion binding; DNA binding
Source: RefSeq, a predicted model, not a curated record
AUGUACUCGGUCAAUCAGUGGAUUGACUACGACGGCCCCCCUGGCUUUGACUAUUUUACCCACGUGCUACAGCUUCUGCCAGACCUACAUGAGCAAGGUAGCGUACUCUUUGUGGAGACUCUCGCCUUGGUGGGCUUCUUCAUGCAAAACCUGAAUCGCAGAGAUGCUGCUUCCUUGUAUAUUGGGUCAGCACUACGCAUGGCUAUCACCCUUGGCCUACACCAAGAACCAACGGUCGCGGGCAUUGAAGAGGAGGCAAAGGAGCAUAGGCGCCGGGUCUGGUGGAGCGUGUACAGUCUAGACCGUAUUCACAGCGUCAAGUCUGGGAAUCCGAUCACCAUCCACGAUGAGGACAUUGGCGUCGAACUCCCUUCCAGACUCCCGAGUGAGCCAGAAUUCUGCCCCGCAGUCGUUCUGAGGCACUACACGAAGCUCUCCCAGAUAAACGGGCAAAUCAUGACCAGUAUCUACCGCCGAAAGCCGAAGUCGGGCACUAGCCUGAUGGCCGCCGUGCAACGCAUCAUCUUAGCUCUGUCCCGGUGGCAACAGGAGCUCCCCGAAGAACUUCGAUUCGAGCCAGCCAAACUCAGCACAAGCAGAGAGUCCGUGUCAACGUUGCUCUACUACUCACAGUGUAUCCAUAUGACGGCACGGCCACUGCUGUUUCAUGUUGUCCAGGCCCGCCUCAGGGGCGGCCUCGAAGACAAAGAAGCCAACUGGAGGAUCGGCCUCACACAGACCACGGUCAAAGUGAUUGACAUGUGCAUCUCCGCAGCCAAGGACACAAUCAAUAUGAUGACGAUAGCUGCCCAGAAGAACCUGGUCGCUACUUACGGCUACAUGGACUCGGAUUAUGCUUUCUCUGCCGCCAUAGUCCUCGUUAUGAUCUGUGUGGCGUUCCCGACCGACGAGCAGAACAACGGGUCUAUGAAAGCCGCCCUUGACCUGCUCCGAGGCAUUGCGCAUCGAGGAAACAGCCAUCUUGCUGCUCGGUAUCGUCUUCUGGCUCAUCUUAGGGCAACAUUCGUGCCUUUCGCCACGCCCACUCCGACUGGAGAGUCGAGACCCGGGCCAUCCCACGUUGGUGGCUUCGAUGUACCCUCUGCGCGUCACCUCACUCCAUCGGUCGACCACCCCAUGCCACAAGUGCUACCAGAUAGCAGGCAUAGAAGUGCACAAGAACCACAUUCAUCCCAACCUAACCCAACAGCCCAUUUGCCAAGCAUAACGACCAGUCAUUCGCAACAUGCUCAACCACUGCCUGAAACUUUCGACUUUACAUUGUUUAACAACGCAAGCCUGGCCGACGGGAUGUUUUACGACAUAGAUAUGGCGGGGACUGAUUAUGAUAAUAACCAGGAAUUCUGGGAGGAAGCCUUUGCGAAUAUCGCAGGUGAUUCUGGCAAUAGUCUCGUGGAGAGCCUAGAGUGGGGCCAGGCCGCAUUGGACCAUUAUGAAGGCAAUGUAGACAUGUAA